Dermochelys coriacea (leatherback sea turtle) is the source of this 10933-nucleotide messenger RNA. RefSeq names its product N-acetyltransferase 8 like (gene ASPNAT). The record is from RefSeq and is a predicted model, not a curated record. Gene Ontology annotation, cellular component: mitochondrial membrane. The coding region runs from base 280 to 1146 and encodes 288 amino acids. Gene Ontology annotation, molecular function: L-aspartate N-acetyltransferase activity. The transcript is spliced from 3 exons. Lineage: Eukaryota; Metazoa; Chordata; Testudines; Dermochelyidae.
CCAAAGGAGGUGUUUCUCCUCCCCACCCCUGGAGAUCACAUGGUGACCCCUGCCAACCAAUACAAAGGACGCUAGGACCCUGAGGGACCCCCUGAUUCCGAAUUGCACCGGCUCUGCUGCAUUAUAAAUACUUCUCCAAAAUGCACUGGCCCUCCUUUCUCGCUUUCCACGCAGCUCCGUUUGUUUCGCACUCAUAAAAGCUGCUCCUCUCAGUUAUUGCUUGGCGUGUUUUGUUUCUUAUUUAAAGCCGGGCUCCUUUUUGUUUCUCGGCCAGUUUGCAUGCAUUGUUCGUCUCCCAAAAUGGUUUGUGAGACUAAGAUUGUGGCGGAAGAUCAUGAAUCAAUUUCAGGAUCCAAAAAAGAUGCGAUCAUUGUGUCUUCCUCCCAGAUGUGGCCCUCCUUAUCCGGCUCACCUUCCUCCUCCGCAGCUUCUCUGAGUGGUGUGGAAGAGGAUUUCAAGAAAGACAACGUUUAUAUACGAGAAUUUCAUCCUUCCGAGCAAGAGGUGGUGCGCCGUAUAUUUUAUGAAGGAAUCAUGGAAAGGAUUCCUAACACCGCAUUUAGAGGGUUAAAACACCAGCCUCUCAUUCAGUUGCUCUAUGGGAUACUCGCUAUAAUAUGCUUUGUUGUGACCAAGUCCUUGCUGCUGACCUGCUGUUUGCCCAUCUUUCUGAUGGGUAUGAGGUACUACUUCAGUAGAAAAGUUAUCCUCAGCUAUCUCGAGUGCGCGCUGCAUACGGACAUGUCUGAUAUUGAGAAUUAUUACAUGAAACCACCAGGCUCCUGCUUCUGGGUAGCUGUGUUGGAUGGAAAUGUGGUGGGAAUCGUGGCUGCAAGAGGCAACGAGGAAGACAACACCAUGGAGCUGCGCCGCAUGUCCGUAGAUUCCAACUUCCGGGGUAAAGGGAUUGCCAAGGCCCUGGGCCGCAAAGUGCUGGAGUUUGCCAUGCUCAACAACUAUUCUUCCAUUGUACUGGGAACCACAGCUGUCAAGAUGGCAGCCCACAAGCUGUAUGAAUCCUUAGGGUUUAAACAUGUGGGCAUCACUGAACACUACACCCUCCCUGGGAUGACACAUUCCAUACUAGAGAGAAUGUUUUUCCAGCUUCGCUACCACCGCUACCGCCUGCAGCUGCGCGAAGAAUGAAAACAAAAGCAAAAAAAAAGUUUUUUCUCCCAUCCCCCCCCAAAAUUGCCCUUAUUUUGUUUUUCAUUGUUUUUGUUUUCAAUUGUUUGUUUCGUUCCCUCAUUUCAUUUUUAAUUUGCUUUGUACAGCUUGAUUGUACAAAAUAAGGAUCCUUCCUCGCAUGCUGUAGGUGGUGGUGCUGAGGCUGGAAGUACUGCUCUCCUAAUGCAUACAGUGUUAAUGACCUGGCAGGUCAGAGUGGAUCUACAGCUUGUUGUUCCAAUCUUACCCAGGUACCUACAUAAAGCACAGAAACUUACAAACAUGAUAGUACCACUGGUCUGGUGUACAUAGUAAUUUUUUUUUCAAAUGUAAAAUAAUGUAGUGAUGACAUUCAUAAUACAGUAAGUGCAGAAAUAUUACUUGAAUGCAUUUCUCAGUAUUUCAUGCACCAGUAACUAAAAUAUGCAUUCAUCUUACUAUAAAUUACUGGUUUAAUAGUUUUCAAAGAAAAUGUGAAAAAACGCUUGCUACAAUGCAUGAAGAGGAAGUGUGUGCACGCACUCAAACACACAGCACUGCCAUCCAGGCACUGGUGUUGCACUUUUUUUGGAUGUGCCUCAUUCUGCCAAAUAUCUGAAAGAACCUUGGUGCAUCCAGUAACCAUGACUUUUUCUCCAUUCUCAUUUUCCUUCCUAAGCCAGCAAACAGACUUGAACCAUUUGAACUCUGAGCCCCAUUGUAACAUAUUGUAAAGUAAGAUCAAACUUAAAUAUCUCCUGCGCUGUUCUGUAUCCAUGCAUAACCUGCAGUCCUGGGCCAGACUUCCGCAUGUGCACUGGAGUUUCUCUGCUGCCUUCUGGGUUUGUUUUUUUGUUUCGUUUUUUUUUUUUAAUUUUUUUAAAUUUUAUAUUUGUUUUGGCUUUUGCUGAAUGGUGUCAUUGAAGCAUAAUGGAGGCUGCAGUUCCUAUGGCAACACAUUUGCACAUUAAUGUGAGCAGCAAAUCUAAACACUUCAGACAAGCAAUGUGUGACAGAUAAUUGCAUUUUGGGAGUAUGCGGGGGGGAGCAUACAUAUUAUCUUAACCAGCUGCUGUUUAAUAAUUGUAGAUGGCCUCACUGCAGCCUUCCAUAAAAGGUAACUAACUGCUUUAAUGAUGUCAGAUUUGUGAAUUGUACAAUGCAAAAAGCAAUGCAAAGCAGAUUCGGCAUGUCUGUACCUAAUAUGUAUGUACAGUGCCUGCCAACAAAAGAAUAGCCAAGACUACAGCUUCUUCUAGCCUGAAAUACCAAUUUUUAUAACUUAUUUAAACAAAUAACAACUUUGCAUGAAUUAUGUCGGGGGAAAAUCAGUAGGUUUUAAUUUUUAAAAUGUGGUAUCAGAAAUAUUAAAAACAUUUCUGGUGGCACUUAAUUUGGGGUGAGUGGUGGGAUUCAGCUAUUUUAUAACCUUUAAAGGGAAACACCCUUUAACUUAAGUUCCUGGAAAAAAAAGUUACUAUUCUAUGAAGUAUUGUGUGUGCGGUGUGGGAAAGAAAACCAUGAUGAAAUUGAUAAGGGACUGAACGUAUGUUACUAACACUUCUAACUAUAGUAGAAGCAACUAGGUAGGAGAGUUUCAGAGAGGAGGAAACGGAUUUAUCCUUGUCAUAUCAAAUAGUGGAGACAAGUAAGAAGGGUACUAGAAAGAAUGAAAGGAAGACCCAGACAGAAGGCUUAACUAAUAAGAUGUGGGACAGAACACACGUGAAUUAUAUUGUGAGGUGGAAACCAAAAAUGCUAGCCUUUCACUUCCAGUCCAGGGUCUUUCCUGCACUGAGAUUCAUCAAUGUAAAGGUAGGAAUUGGGUCCAGAGUUCAUUAGUUCCUAACUGGCUGGUAGUCCAUGGUACUGGCCAGUUAGAUCGGAGAGCCAAACUCGGGACUGUCUGUGCAAUUCCUGCUUAUCAAGGGCGGGAGCAUCUCCAUGGGUGCUUCUUUCAAUAGGGAGGAAGCCUGCACAUGCUUAGCAAGCGUUAAGGAAAAAGGCAGCUUUCACAGUAGAGAAAUUGGAGCCUGACAAGAGGGUGUGAGGUUAGUCUCCUGAGCCCAGCCUUUUCAUUCAUUGUCUGCUCUUACUUCUAGCUAGCAGGGUGGGAGAACAGAUCCCAGCCUCCAUAUGAAAUACCAGAUCAAGGAGUGAGCAGGGUGGGGGUACAACCAAAUCGGAAGAUUUUGUCCUAUUUCUCUGUUAAGCAAUUCACACUCUCAGCCCUGGAUUUCUGCCUUCCUCAAUCUAUACCAUACAUAAAAGUGCCCUAAGGUAUAUUGUCCCAGUAAUAAACGGAGAAAGUAGAUAAUGGAGGACACUAUUUCAAGAGACCAAGAGCUUAAUUAACACAAUUUCUUUGUGGGCUACUAUAUAUUUUUAAGUCUUUCAAUGCUGUACAUUUCUCCUGAAGUGGAGGGUAGGGGUUUUUGUAUAGUGUACAGAAAUUGGCAUAAUAUUUUUUUGCUGCUUUCAGUGAUUUAUUAACCUGGGUAAAAAUAGACCAUUAUAAAGUUUUAGCAAACAUGAAAGAAAAAAAAGUUUGUGCCUUUUUUUUAUUUUUUUUUUCAGUUGCUGUAGAGUCACUGCACUAAAACCUUUCCAGAUAAUGAAAAUAACUAGUCUUUUAAUGAAGGGGAAAAUGCAUACAUUUAAUUGUUGAUUUUUAUCGGGGUGUCUAAUUAAAAGAAUGUUCUUGGUUUUAUUUGAUACCUGUGCCUUUGUAAUAUGCCUCAUUCAUAUCUGUCAUAAGCCAAAACUGGUUCAAAUGCCCUAAUCUCCCGCAGAGACAGAAACACAGUUAAGUCACCAACUUUCUUAAAAAAAAAAAAAAAAAAAAAAAAAAAAAAAAAGUUAAACUGUAACAUUAUUAUUGUAUCUCUGACCAUAACACCUUUGAUUUGCAUAGGCGAGAUAUGCUUUUAAAAUAUGCAACGUGGAAGGUGCUAUGGGAACUCGGUACUUCUAAACAGGUGGUCUGGGCACCGAAGUUGUAAAGACCGGAAUCAAGAUGCUGCCUCUUAGAGAUUUAUUGUUGUGUAAAUUUAUUUCUCUUAAUGCCUAUGUGAAGUCACCCCUGCUUUGUCAGAAAUGCAUUUUGGAAUAUUUUGUUGGGUGAGAACACCAGGAGCCAUUGCUGUCUGUCCUGUUCACUAGCUUUAUCUCCAAAAGGAAGUAGUUCUUGCUGAAUGUCUUGCUAUCGUUUUGCCAAACCAUGACACCAGAGUGAUUGGUAGAAAUCGAACUAAUCUAAGCCCUGUUUGUGCUGACAUUCACAGGGAACUCUCCAGCUGCUACAGUAGCUUCACCUCUGGUAGCAGGAGUGAGAGUGCUAGUGUAGACAAGGCUUGGGUAUCUUUAUUGCUGUUUGCUAGAUCUCCUUUGAAUAUGGUUAGACAACUCAGAGGUUAAAAACACUGGACCCGCCAGUGCAGUCUUAGUUGUUGGACCUGCAUUUCUGGGGAAACUUUCCCCAAGCAUGUUAAUAUGGACCCAGCCUUGGAGCCUGAUAAUCCCCUCUAUUUCCUGUAGAAUCUCUGUGGACUUCAGGCUACAGACUACUAAUGCUUAUCCCUUCCCAUCAGAGGGCCCAGUUUGGGCCAAAAGGCGAACUCCUGCAGUCCCUACCCAGGCAAGUCUCCCUGUCUGUAUAGAGACCGCAAGAUCAAAGACUUUGUUUUUGUUUUUAUCCAUCCAUAGUCUCGGAUUUUAUAUAUUUAAAUGGUAUCAUAAAAGAUAGUUACAUCCAUUUUUCUCAUAGCAAGAACUCCAGAGCACAUGUGAGGUGACACUUCUCACCACGAAAACUCCCAGCUUUGCAUUAUGUAUUAAAAUGCAGCUUGCUCUGAACCUACUGCUGCUGGAAGCCAUAUUGCUGGGCGGACUUCUUGUGACAAUACCAGUCCUCCUUCAUUCUGCUUGAACAUUUCUUCGAGUGAUGGUCCCUAUUGUAUUCCACUGUGGGUUAUACAUGUGCACCAUGCGUCCAGAACUGGAGAAUUUGAAAGUAGUGUCCGUUGGUCUGCACAUGCUCCCUGGCUCACCUGGUGCCUCCAACUGAGGGGAUAAAUGGCGGGACAGACCAACCACCUCUCCAGUUCCUCCUUGUCGUCUCAUGGUCCGGAUCAGAACCUCUCUGUCUGUAGCUUCAGCUUUGGCCCUUAAAAUAGGAUUUAGUUUUGAAAAUAGUUCUAGCAUUUUGUACAGAUUUCCCCCAAGGUUCUUGCUGAGUUUCGCUUGAACUAGUCGAUCUGCUUACUUGUGUUCUUCCCUAAACUACACGCUUUCUCAGAGGAACAGAGACUCUAUACCCUCGAUGUGCAGUGAGCCUUGGCCUUUUACCUACACAGAAUAAGACCAAUCAGGAAAUCCACAGGACUGUUCCUUGCUACAAUGGAACGAAUCAGGAGACAAGUGUUCUGCAGCUAGGGGGUUUCCGAAUGGAUCUCUAAUUACAUCCUAUUCUGCUAUCCACUAUCAAAUCUUCCCACCACGCCCCAUGGGGUAAGCUCAUUCCACAAGAGCACAAGCAGUGACUAUGGCAUCGCUUCAGGAAGGGCCCCACCUUGAUGGGGGUAAAGCAGCCAUGUGGAGCUCCAUUCACACCUUUACGGGACAUUAUGCCCUAGUCCAGGGCUCCUCUCCUAAAGCCUCCUUUGGAAUGUCUGUCCUUCACUCAGCCCUAGUGUCUGCCUCCUCGCACCAGCCUCCUGCUGAGACACUGCUUGUUAAUCACACUCAGUGGAAUACUAGAGGGCCCAUCACUCGAAGAAAAGGAGGAGGUUACUUAGCUGUAACUGGAGAUUCUUUGAGAUGUGUGGUCCCUAUCUGUAUUCCACAUCCCGCCCUCCUUCCCCUCUGCUUCAGAUCUUCCCUGAUCUGGGAUGGAGAAGGAACUGGAGAGGCAAUUGGUCCAUUCUGCCCUUUAUUCCCUCGGUCAGAGGCAUGAGGUGAGCCAGGGCGCAUGCGCUGACCAACAGACGCUACUUUCAAAUUCUCCAGCUCCGGACACACGGUGUGUGUGCAUAACCCACAGUGGAGUACAGAUCUUGAAGAACCUCCAGUUGCAGGUACGUAACCUCCUCUGACUGGCUGUCAUUAUUUAACACUGGUAUACAGCAGUAAAUGUGUAAGGGGCUAUAUAAAGAGAUUUAAGACACGGUCCCUGCCCUGGGAAACUCUCAAUCUAAGUCUGCAAUUGAAAGAACCUUUAGAGGAUCUUUCUGGGGGGUUAUUCUAACACUGUAAAGAGUUAAUUUAUGUACUAAAUAAGAGACUAUAAAAAUUCCAUUUUAAUAAGUGGUUAGACACCUGUUACUAUUCCCUAUCUAUGAACAGGCUGUCAAUGUGAGAAAAGGAGCUGCCAUUUUAGUAUUUCCAUGCAAGUCCUCCAGACUGAUGCACAACGUGGUGGAACAAUCACAGAUUCGGUGUGUGUGUAUCUCUCAUCAUAAGGGUUGGAGUUUAUAACCACCUUGAAUUCAGCUGGAGAAUGUUUUUAAGAAGUAAUAGAACUUAGUAUUUUACAACAGCUGUGCCACUGCCUGCUUUUCCCAUGCAUGCAAAUGGAUUAUCCCUGCUCUCUGCCCCAUUCUGCACUGUCAGCGUCACGGUUGCAGCUUUUUAGUUAAUUUUUAUUUUAGUGUCAGGAUUCUGUUUUGGUGAUUCGUUUGGCUGUAAAACAGAUUUCCUGCCUGCAGCCUUGAUCCUACCAUGAGCUCCAUGUGUGUGGAUUCCUGCAGGACUGGGGUCGGGGUCAGGACCAGGAUCCUCUUGGCUAAACCCUCCUUGCAAGAUCAGGGUCUAAUAUAUUGUAUAGUCCUCUUAAAAUUGUAAAUCACUAAAGGGAAAAAUAAAUAUUUGAUUCACAUGUGUCUAAUAUUAACUUCAUUAGCACCUGAGCCUUCCUUGGGAUACACCUGGGCAGUUCUCGCUGAAACAACAGGAGUUGUGUGUGCAUGCUAAACUGGGGGGCAGAACCGGCCCCUUGGUGCCUGCUCUGAGCAGUGCCACCUAUAAACCACGUGUCUCAUUGACAUCUAACCCUGAGCAGCAGGAAUCUAGGCCCCUAACAAUGUUCAGUUCCAUUCAGUGAUGCUAAGUGGUUAAAGCAGUAUGGAAAGUGGGUUCUAAUCUUCUCCAGGCAUCCUCAACUGAUAUUGUCAGAAACUCAUGCCAUUCCCCCUCUAGUGAAAUGGUCAGUACCUGCAGAAGGUGUAGAAAUGGCCGCUUUAAUCUCCGCUUUGACAGGCACUUCACAGUGCUUCAUGCCAUGGGAGCUUUCAGAAUUCUGCACUGAGAGGGAUGACGCGGGGCUUUCCCCUAGGUUACUACUGCUACAGGAUAUGUACAAUAUUAUUUUUCAAUACCACUUUAAUGCUUCCUAGGUUCCCCUCUCCAUAAUUGUAUUGCAGUCUCUAUUCACACACAGGACUGUGGGCUCCAGAUACUGUUUUUAUGCACAGAGUCCUACAUGUGUCAGUAGAGUAAGUUUCUCCUUCCUAGUGCAUCCAUGGAACAAAAUUAUUGGGUAUAACUUGUGGGGAUGAAACUUAAUUCCAAGAACUGUGUUUGUGAUUAAUUUGUAGAACUAAGUUGAUUUUAAAAUCGCUACAUCAGUUCAUUACUUUGCCUGUAUGAUUUUAAAAUGAGUAUUUGUGUAACAGCCUGGAAUUUUAUGUAAUUAAAUCUUGUCAAGGGUUGAACAGUUUUUGAUUAGUUGAUUGUACAGUUGCAGGAAGAAGCUUGGUUCUUAAAAGUGCUUAUCUGAAAUGAAAACAAGAAUUCAACUAAAAUGUAAAAUACCGUAACAAUGGUCUAUGCAUCUGUGAUCUUGAAAUGUAACAGCAACAAAUUAUUUAUUUGAAUGGUCACUGAAACUCCAUAUGAAAGUAGAGUACAAUAGCUUAUCAAUGUAAAAAUUAGUGCAACUUCCUUGUAAAGGAUCAAGUGGCAUGAGUAACAUAUUAACGUCCAGAGGCCCAAUCCUGCAGCCCUUAUGUACAUCAGUGACAGAGCACGGACUGUGCAGAUGACUGGAAGUCAGGGAACCUGGGCUGUGUCCUUGCCUCUGCCAAUGACCUGCUGGGUGACCUGAGGCAAGUCACUUUUGCAAAACUUGAGAUCCAAGUAUUCUUAUUACUCACAUGAGAUGCAGGAUUAGGCCUCAGCUGGCUGCUAUUCUGAAGUGCACACUUCUAGGAUGCAAACCCAUGCAGUGAGGAGCACUCUAAGUCCCUGUGACUUCAGUUGGAAUGGAGGGUGCUCGGCAUGAUGCAGGGUCAGGCCCUUAGACCCUUGUGCUCCCACUGCAGUGGGUGGCAGAAUUCCCACAGAUUUCAUUGGGAGCAGAAUCAGGCAAUCAGAUAAAAAAAAAUCUGAUCAAUGAAAGUCAGUUGCUUAGAUGUUUUCAGAAGGCUGUCACUGUCCUUAUUAUUGUCCUUUGUAGCAUUGAACCGUAUCAGUUCAUGAUCUGUAUCUUCUGCCUUUUAAUUUUUCCAGAGUUUAUGGCUGAGAUGCAGAUGACUGGAUAACUAAUCCUUUCUGCAAGAUGUUCAGAAUUGCUAGACACACAAAGGCAAGAGUCAGCUCCUGUUAUCUUUUGAAUUAACCAUCUAAUUUUAAAUUUGCGCUAAGCCUGCAUUUCAUUAGAGCCUGGUUUAAUGCUAUUGAUAUGCACUCUAUUUAAAGUCUAAUAAAGGUGUUCGGAUUCCAAGCCAUUUGGAGUCCUGGGGUUGCAUACACUAUGCCACAUAAAGAAAAAUUAAUGGAUGUGCAAUCAUUAAAUCAGUUUGAAAAUGCAAAAGGAUCAGUUUGCUUCUUCUCAAACCAUACUCACACCAAACCUUGAUCAAGAAAUCUCAUACCCUUGUGUUUGUAGCCAAAGGUUUUUACCUCUCCUCAGUCAGAGGGAUAUGUAUAGAUGUUGUAUUUUCCCUCUCUGCCACUAAAAGACUUACCUGAAUUAUCUUUCUAAGCAUCUUUAGCUGAAAUUAAAAUAAGUUAGCAUGCAAUGUAAACAACUGAGAGUGUAGUUAAAAGACAAUAACUUUAAAACAAUAAGCUAGAAGUCAACAUUUGGAGUGUAUAAAUCAAUGCUUUCUUUGUUUUGCAACAUGGAUAGUUUUUUGAAGAGGAAAGAGUUUACUGUUAAAGUUUAAAUAGUAAAAGGUGGAAGUUAAUUAAAUCAACAGUGUAACAAAUACAUAAUGCAGUUGUAAAUUUCUUUAUAAGUAACACGUUUGAAUGUGAAAUCAGCAGCUGUAAGCAUAAUGACUAUAUAUUAAUAUUGUUUUCAAUAUCCUUUAGCCAAAGCUAAGUUUAGACAUUUUGCCUUGUAUGUAUUUUUUUUCUUUUCUUUUCUUUUUUAAUAACUGGGUUUUAACAAAAGCAUCCACUGCUUUUUGGUUGUUCUUAUGACUGUGCCGGGCCGUUAUCUUUAAGCAGUUUGUGUGCUUGCGUUAUUUUAAGGCUAAAAAAUCUUCUUGAAACUAAUGCAGUUAAGGUAAAAUCACUUCUUUGUAGUGUUUAAACAGAUUGCGUAGUAUGCAUUUGCAGAAAUAUCCAUUCAAUGUCAAUUAAAAAAAUUGGGGCUAGAUUAGCAGAAUUGUUAGUGUCCAGUCGAGUGCUCUCCUAGUAAAAAUCAUGGGUUAUCAGAUUUAACAUGCUCCUCAAUGGAAGCUCAGAUUCCCCUCAACAGUCUCCUGUUCUGCAUCUCUUCAUACCUCUACAAGACCAAUGUGAAAUAAGUCUUGUGUUUUCUAUGUUCAGCAUGGUAUGUACUGUACCUUGUAACAGGAAGCGGCUGCAAAACCUUAGACGUAUUCUCCUAUGAACAUACUUUAAAACAGCAAUAAUUACUACUGUAAAGAAAAUGAGCGUUUGCAAAGACAGGGGGAGGAGAAUGGGAGAGUAGUAAAUGAAGACAUAGUAAUGAACAUGCUGGCAAUCAAGUGCUGCUAUUGUAACUGGGGAUCAGAAUUAAGUACUAUAAUGGGCCGUUGGUCUUUGAGACGAGGUCAGAUUGGAAAUGAACUUGUUGAUACACAAUCAUCCAGCUUGAAGACAAUAGAAACACUCCAAGUCUUUAUACAAUGCAGUAUCUUCUUGGUAGAAUCUUAAAAGUAAGUUAAAGUAAUCCACCAUUCCUAGCUGGAGAGGGUUGUCCUUUCAGCAGAUAGAUGAGAGCACUGUCAAAAGUAGCAUAGAGCAGUGUCUGUUUCUGCAGUCUCCUAAUCCAGGUUUACGCUACAACUCUGACUCAACAGUAGCAGAAGAUUGACUAAAGGAAUGUACUUUUCUGUGGCAGCACACAAUGAGGAUAAUCAGUGCUGCUGGUAAAUGUUCACAUACUGUCCAUAUCCAUACAAACCAGUUACUACAGCAUGUGGCAAGAAAUGUUAUAUAUGCAAGUUACUCCUCAGUACAUCUUUAGGCAUUGGAGUCCCAGCCUAUAAACUGCUACUCAAUAUAGUGAUCUCUCUACUCAAUCUUCCGUUAGCAGAGUACUGAAACACUAUAUCCACUCAGCUCUGAAAUGAAUGCAGUGUGUCUUUAGGAAGAACCAAGUUUGAUAUUGUAAAUGAAUGACUUGUAGGUACUUAAGUCUGUUUCUGAUGGCCGUUGUAACUGUGAAAAUUAACCAGACCUGCUGUGAUAAAUUUGGAUAAAUAAGGUUUAUUCGGUUAAUUUUUUAUAAGUGAAAACUGAAAAGAUGAAAGAAUUGUAAUAUGAAAGCAACUGCUGUAAAUGUAUGAAUGAAUAAAAUCUAAAACUUACAUAA